Molecule: messenger RNA, 2067 nt
Organism: Knipowitschia caucasica
Lineage: Eukaryota; Metazoa; Chordata; Actinopteri; Gobiiformes; Gobiidae
Source: the annotation of a GenBank genome assembly
AUGGCUGACCCCUACCAGAACAAUUACUAUCACCAAGGCCGAGGAGAUGCUUACGGGACGUACGGAGAAGGCGGUGGCCAGGAUGGUUACGGGUACCAGGCAGACUACCCGGCUCAGGAGGAGGAUGCUGCCAGUGAUGCCACAGAGGGCCAUGAUGAGGAGGACCAGAUGUACGAGGGCGAGUACCAGGGAAUUCCACAUCCAGAUGAGACCAAAGCCUCACAAAGGGCAGCACGGACAAAGUCUCGUGGCGGGGCGAGCGCGGCCUCGGAGUUGCAGGAGCUGUCCGAGCAGUACGAGAACAUCAUGGAGGACUGUGGACACGGGAAGUUCCAAUGGACGCUCUUCAUGGUGCUAGGGCUGGCACUCAUGGCUGAUGGAGUGGAGUGUUUUGUGGUGGCUUUUGUAUUACCCUCGGCCGAAAAGGACCUGUGUUUGUCCAACGCAGAGAAAGGGACGCUGGGUUUGGUGGUGUUCCUGAGCAUGAUGGUGGGAGCGUUUCUCUGGGGUGGACUGGCAGAUAAACUCGGACGGAAAAAGUGUCUGGUUGUGGCACUGGCCAUCAACUGUGUUUUUGCCUUCCUCUCCUCCUUUGCCCAGGGAUACGGAUUCUUCCUCUUCUUCAGGCUGCUUUCUGGAAUUGGAAUUGGAGGCACAAUUCCGAUUGUCUACACAUACUUUGCGGAGUUUCUUCAGAUGGACAAAAGAGGGGAGCACUUGUCCUGGCUCUGUAUGUUCUGGAUGAUGGGAGGGAUCUACGCCUCGUUCACAGCCUGGGGAAUCAUUCCCAGAUACGGGUGGGGCUUCAGCAUGGGCACAGAAUUCCAGUUCCACAGCUGGAGAGUCUUUGUGCUGGUAGCGGCUCUACCGGCCAUUGCCUCUCUGGUGGGGCUGACCUUCAUGCCUGAGAGCCCCCGCUUCCUUCUGGAGAAUGCCAAGCACGACGAAGCCUGGAUGAUUCUGAAGCAGGUCCAUGACACCAACUGGAGAGCCAAGGGGCAGCCUGAGAAAGUCUUUACAGUAACUCAUAUCAAGGCUCCCAAAACAGCAGAGGACGAGUUUAUUGAGAUCCAGGCAGCCACAGGGACACCGGUGCAGCGCUGGGCAGUGCGUUCUCUGACCCUCUGUAAACUGGUGCUGAAAAAUGUUGCCUCUCUUCUGUCUGUGGAGCUGAGAUUUGCCACACUCUAUAUGGCCAUCCUCUGGUUCUGUAUGGCCUUCAGUUAUUAUGGUCUGUCUGUGUGGUUCCCGGACAUGAUCAAACACCUGCAGUAUGAGGAGUAUGAGGCCAGAGUCAAGGUUUUCCAUAAAGAACGAGUGGAAAAUUUCCAUUUUAAUUUCUCUUUGGAGAAUCAGAUCCACAAAGAAGGGGAGUACAUCCGUGAUAAGUUCAUCAACAUAGAGAUGAUAUCAGUCAAGUUUGAAGACUCCCUGUUUGAAGACUGCCACUUUGAGAACAUCAGGUCCACUGACACUGUAUUUGAGAACUGCACCAUCCGCUCCACGGUCUUUACCAACACAGAUCUCUGGGAGGAGCGCUUCAUUGACUGUAAGUUGGAGAACACCACCUUUGAGCACAACAAACAUGGCUGCCACUUGGACAUCAAGGAGGAGAACGACGUCCUCAUAUAUCUGGUCAGCUUCUUGGGCAGUUUGGCCGUCCUGCCUGGAAACAUCAUAUCAGCGCUUUUCAUGGAGAAGAUUGGGAGAGUCAAAAUAAUUGGAGGCUCCAUGCUCAUAUCUGCAGGUUGUACUUUCCUUCUGUUCUUGACCUUCAGCCAAUCAGCAAUCAUCGCUCUGCAGUGCCUGUUCUGUGGCGUGAGUGUCGCCGCGUGGAACGGCAUCGAAGUGGUCACAGUGGAGCUGUACCCCGCCUCAAAAAGGGCUACGGCGUUCGGGGUCCUUAAUGCUCUGUGCAAACUGGCAGCGGUCCUCGGUAGCUCCAUCUUCGCCAGCUUUGUGGGCAUCACCAAAGCCGUCCCCAUCCUGCUGUCAUUUGUCGCACUGGUGGGCGGAGGUCUAGUGGCCCUGAGGCUCCCCGACACUCGAGAGAAAAUCCUUUUGUGA